AUGGUCCGCCACAAGAAAGACAACUUUGCACGCGGAGGCAAGAAAUUCUCCAAUCCCCGCCCACGCCCAGUACCCCGCGAUGAAGACGACUCCGGCUCCUCGAGGCCUCCCUUCAAGGCCGCUUGCUGGGAUCUCGGUCAUUGCGACCCGAAGCGAUGCUCAGGAAAGAGGUUGAUGCAGUUCGGUAUGAUGCGGGAAUUGGCGAUAGGACAGAAGUUCCAGGGUGUUGUUGUUUCGCCCAAUGCGAAGAAAGUCGUUUCUCCGGCCGAUAAAGAUUUACUCGAACAGUUCGGUGCCGCGGUGGUGGAAUGUUCCUGGGUAAGGGUGAAAGAAGUACCCUGGUCACGGAUCGGUGGAAAAUGCGAACGACUCUUACCCUACCUCAUUGCAGCAAACACCGUUAACUACGGCAAACCCUGGCGAUUGAAUUGUGUUGAAGCUCUAGCAGCUUGCUUCUGCAUCUGCGGACACGAAGACUGGGCUCGUGAGGUUUUAAAACACUUCCGAUACGGUGAAGCUUUCUUAGAGAUCAAUUCACAACUUUUGAAGCGAUAUGCAGCCUGCGAGACAGAAGAGGAUGUGAAACGGACAGAAGAAGAGUGGCUGGCUAAGAUCGAGAAGGAGUACGAGGAGAGCAGAGAGGGCGGCGCGGACGACAUGUGGACCGUUGGAAAUACGAAUCGACGAACCCUGCCAGACUCGGACGACGAAGAGAAUAGCGGCAGCGAAGGAAGCCAAAAAGAUGAAGAGGAAGAGGGGGAAGAAGAUAAAGACCCAUACGCUAUUUCCGACGACUCGGAAGACGAAGCUGAAAUGGCUGCCAUUCGUGCCAAAAUCCUCAAUUCAAAAUCUUUCCAGAAUCCCUCAUCCUCCGAUAAACCACAGCCGGAGAAGAUCGAGCGACCAGAUCCCGGGUCACUGGAGGAUUCCGAUGCAGAGUCUGGUUCGGCAGGUGAGAGUGAUGAUGAGGCUUUUGAUAACAUCAUUAACGCGACUCCUGUCACGGACCGAACGGGGAUCAUAGCUGCGUCGAGGAACAAAGGGAAAGAGACGUUUAGUGCCUCGUUUUCAAGAACAGUUGUUAAUGCGCCAAAAAGAUGGUAA
Molecule: messenger RNA, 1104 nt
Organism: Aspergillus calidoustus
Lineage: Eukaryota; Fungi; Ascomycota; Eurotiomycetes; Eurotiales; Aspergillaceae
Source: the annotation of a GenBank genome assembly